CGGAACCGAUGUGUACGACGUCCCGUAAUUGUGUCGCGUAGCAUAUCAUGUGACCGCGCCUACGCCAAGAGCGGCGAACAAUGGCUCGGGAUUCGGGAACGCGUCUUGUCUCCUCUCACCACGCAGCUACCCCCGCCACUGCAACGCUUGAUGUUUUUCAAGGACUGGCACACCUUCGUCUUCUGCGACGGAGAUAUCGUCGACGAGUAUGACUUUCGCAUUGUAGACGAUACCACCGUGUCGUGCUACAUCGCUAGCGAAGCAGGCAAGAGCUUCGCAGUGAGGUGGCAGAACGAUCUGUACGGGCCGGCGGCUGCGGAGUGCUUUAUGGACGGUCAGCGCAUGGGAUGUUCAAAUGUCGACCCGGGGCAGAGGGGUGCGCGGAAUGGUGUCCGCACCGGCGGAGACUACAAACAAUACUUCCAGUUUGCGCCGCUUACUACAACAGACGACGACGACAUGGCCGAUCCUGACGACCCGAGCAACAACAACCUAGGCGUCAUUGAAGUCCGGGUAUAUCGCAUCAGAUACUCACACGAGGAGUUCCGGCCCAACCAUCACCGUCGGCCUCAGGAAUACGCAGAUCGACCACCUGUACACGAACGGAGCAAGAAGGCCGGGACGCACUGUGUCAGACUCGGCGAGGGCAAAUGGUGCGAGCCCUACGCACCCUCAGGACCAAGAAGGAUAUUCCUCGAUGGAAAGAAUGACCCCUACAUUCGCUUCAUCUUCCGCUAUCAACCAAGAGCAAUGUUGCAAGCGCAAGGAAUCAUACCGAGAGACGAUGGUGCAGAAGCGUACUAUCAAGACCAGCCCGCGGCGUUCCACCCGAGCAGGAAACGGAACACCUCUGUGCUCUAUAUGGGUUCGAAUGCCGGCAGCGCGGGCCCCCCAAACUAUCAAGCACCGGUGAAGGCCGAGCCACGGCCACUCGCGGAACGCUUGGGCUCCGAGUACUACGACGACAUGCAAGUCGAGAACAUGUUGCGCGCUAGAAGCGCUCAGCACGAGGUGCCCGCCCCGUACCAUCAGCCCCAGCGACUGCACGACCUCCCACCUGCGCCUAGGCGACAUCCUUAUGUCAUUGAUGUCGACGCUGAUGUUAUUGAUCUUACCCAAGACGACGACGACGACGACUAGCAUCACCCUGCCGGUUCUCUGGAGUCUGCCUCAUCGGAUGCCUCUCAUAACAUGACCCAUCACACGUCACUCGCCUCUACCGAUUAUUUCAUUGUUUAAUUCACCUACACUUGUAUGAUAUGCGAUUUAAUGUCCAUGGGAUCACGAUGUUACGAA
Messenger RNA from Rhodofomes roseus, 1296 nucleotides. RefSeq lists its product as uncharacterized. Bases 151 to 1140 code for a protein of 329 amino acids. The record is from RefSeq and is a predicted model, not a curated record. Lineage: Eukaryota; Fungi; Basidiomycota; Agaricomycetes; Polyporales; Fomitopsidaceae. The transcript has 6 exons.